Messenger RNA from Thermothielavioides terrestris NRRL 8126, 2559 nucleotides. RefSeq lists its product as uncharacterized. Lineage: Eukaryota; Fungi; Ascomycota; Sordariomycetes; Sordariales; Chaetomiaceae. The coding region runs from base 326 to 2377 and encodes 683 amino acids. The transcript is spliced from 3 exons. The record is from RefSeq and is a predicted model, not a curated record.
GGCCACAUUCAGAGAGGCAAGUGAUUCCCUUCUCCCAUGAUUUGGCUUUUAAGUCCCUCGAUCCUGGCUUCAUGUAUCUUGUAUAUGCACUUGCACCUCCAUGACGCUAGUUCUCUUCUCUGUGUCCGAAACCCGCGGUGCUAACCAUGGGUCAUCAUCAUGCAGUGAUGUGGAGAUGACUGAGCAGACUCCAGCGUUACUCGAGGCUACUGAGACCGCCAUUGUUUCUGGACAGAAGGAGAAGGCUGAAAAUAGUCCGCCGAACCGACCGGCAUCUGUGGACCCUGCCGCGCCCACUUCUGCCGAUAUAUCUCAUCCCAUCAGCAUGAACGGCAAUCGCCAGCAACACAGCGAAAUCGGCGCGGCCAACCGCGCGAACUCCAACGACGACACAAACGAGGACACCCAAGACACCCAAGCGGACAGCCAUGAGAGCGCCGCCAAUGAGGAUACCACCGAAGACCUCAACGAAGAGCUCACACCUCCACCGGACUCCCCGGUUGAGGAACCGAUGAGUCGCACCCCAAGUGUCCCACCCAACGCCCUGCAAGACGAGAUCGUUGUGGGCACGAAAGCUCACGGCAAAACCUCUCCCACGCAGGCUGCCGAGCCAGAAGACGUGGUCAUGGGCGAGGCCGAGGACAAGCCGCUCGCUAUUCACCAUGCAAAGCGGAAGCGAGCGUCGGGCGUCUAUGCCGAGUCUGCUGCGGACAAAGACCCGAGUCCUGCCCCAAGCGAAGAGCUCGACCCGCGCCGGCCUGUCCGGCCCAUUAAGGCACACGGUACGGGCGGUGUCAAGGGGGUCCUGCUCGGCUUCUGGCGUGAUUCACCUCCGGAGAACGAUGCGGAGAAGCACGCAGUCAUCGGCUUCAUUGAUGUCCGAGACCGCCUGCGGACGCGCAUCCUGCCGUCAACGCGGGAUGGCCGCCCUAUGGAUCCCCGAUACCCGAUCCCGCCCGGCCCCGGCGGUAGCUGGGUGACGUUCGACAAGGUCGCCUUCGACGACCACCUUGUCGGCCUCAAUCAUCAUGUAAUCAAAGAGUACGUCAAGAUCCGCGCCGAGGAAUCUCACAAAGGAGAGACCCCGGAGGAAGACCACAAGCUCGCCCUAGAAGCGGCCGAGUUGGCCGCCGAACGGGUGAGAAGGAACCCGCCGCCAGAUGCCGCCACUGCGCCCUUGGUUGCGUUCGGCGCUGAGAUUCCUGCCAAUGCUAUGCUCCCGAACCGCCCGGAGACGAAGAAGCGCCGCUUGGCUGGGUCCUUUGGGGCUCCCUCCGACUCGCCGAGCACCUCUCCUCUCACAUUAGAUCAUAUCCACAGCACCAGGCCGACCAGGGUUCUGCUCGGUUACUGGAAGCACUCUAGCGAGAAGGAUCCCAAGGACAAGCAUGCCGUGUUCGGGAUCCUCGGCGCGAACGACAUGUUCAGAGUCAAGCUGACCCGCGAGACCCGGGACGGCCGCACUGUGAUCGGCAACUUCCCCAGCGGCGCAGGCGCGCUCUGGAUCCAUUGGGACGAGGUCGAGUUCGAUCCUCAUCUGAGCCACCUCUCGCGUGCCGAGGUGAAGGAAUACUGCCGCAUUCGCCAGCGCCAGCUCGAUUACGGCGAGCUUCCGCAAGAUCGGGUCGCUAACGAGACGAAGGCGGUGUACGAAGCUCAACAACGCGUCGCCCAGAGUCUUGCUAUGGGGGUCUCCUUCCGAAAGGAUGACCUCGACCUGCCGCCCAUCGCUAUGAAGGGUUCGCCGGCAGCCAACGGCAGCCCAAGGUCCUCCUCUUUCGCCGCUUCCAAGGCAACCGAAGAAAGCCGCCCGGCGCCGAUGCCCUCCAACCAAGGCUCGCCUCCCCGACCCGCCUCGGGCCGUCAUCCUCUCCCCAACAUCGAGUUCCGCGCGGCCAACCGGCACCCGGCAGGCCCCAGCCCGGCCGUCCUCGAGCGGACCAACUCGCUCGCGCGCCGCGAGAUAGCCCGACUCGAGGCGGCCCAAGCCCGCGCCGACCUGCGCGCCGCCAGCCGCGAGGCGUCGCUCGCUCCCGCAGGAAACCCCUCCUCUUCCUCUGGCGCCACCGGCAGCGCCAGGCGCCCUCACAACAACGACAACGCCAACGCAACGAGCAGCAGCAACAGCGGCAGCAGCGGCCACGACGUGUCGCACUUCCAGGACAACGUGUCGCGGCUGAACAAGAUCUGGGAGGCGCAGGAGGCGCAGCGCAUCCGCGCCGGCGUCGAGGACGCCAAGAUCUACGGCGGCGUCAAGUACCAGCGCAAGCAGAGCGGGCCGUUCCAGGGCAAGCUCGUCUCGCAGGGCACCAUCAUCACCAUCGACGGCGAGGACUAUGUCGAGUACCGCGUGCUGACGAAGCCGACCUUUUUCUGAUUUCUUUUAGGACAUUUUUUUCCCCAUCCCUUCUUCCUCUGAAGGAUCAAAAAUGGUUGACUGGUUUGGUUCGGUUGGGUUGGGGGUGGUUCGGGUAUUUGAGCUUCCGGCUCUUGUCGGCUUGCGAGGUUUCGUGGAGCAUUGGAGAUUAGUGUUAGGGUGUGGUGAUUUUUCUACAUCCU